AUGAGCCUUCGCGAUUUGAUCGAGGGUGAGGCUCUCAUGGACGAUGAUGAGAAUGAGGAGGUUCCCGACGACUAUGAUGGGCAGGUCCGCCAGGGUGCCGGUACCUCCAAUCACUACAAUGAUUCGAGCGAAGAGGACGACGAAGAAGAAGACGACGAGGAGGCUGCUCGCGCGGUUCGCGAGGGUUUCAUUGUCGAUGAGGAUGAGGAAAUGGAGGAACGGCGCGCUCGCAGACAACACAAGAAACGUUCCCGUCCCCGUGAGGAAGAGCAUCUGGAUGAUGAGGAUUUGGAACUCAUUGGUGAACAUGUGCCGGGACUUCAACGUGGACCCGUUCAAGAGUCCAAAUUCAAGCGUCUGAAGCGCGGCAAGGAUCGCGAUAGCCACCAACCGUCCCAAGGCAUUGACGAUAUUUUCAACUCAGACGAAGAAGAGGAAGCACAGCAGUAUGCUCGCCCUGGUCAGCGCCGCGGUCUGCGCGACGAGAUGGACGAUUUCAUUGAGGAGGACACAUUUUCCGACGAUGAAGCUCAGCGGGAACGGGACGACCUGGAAGUUGCGCCCGCUUCUCGUGUGAACAAAACUGGCCUUCUACCGACAGAUAUCUCUGGCCUGGACGAGAAUGCACUGGAGGAUAUGCGCGCUGCGUUUGGUGACGGCACUGAGUAUGACUUUGCACUGCAAAUGGAAGACCAGGAGGACGAAGAAAAGGAAACCGAGGAACGUCAUCUGGACCUUAAAGAUGUCUUUGAACCGUCUGAACUCGCCGAACGCAUGUUGACAGAGGACGACAACCAAAUCCGUCUCCUCGAUGAACCCGAACGCCACCAGGUCGCCCGCAAACCAUACCGACAUGUGACGUUGACCGAGGAUCAAUUCCGUGAGGAAGCCCUUUGGAUUUCUAACUUGAUGUUGCUCAAGAAACGCCUGGACGAUGAACUUAUAGAGCCCUUCCAGCGCUCCGUCGCCAAGAUGCUGGAGUUCUUGAUCACGGAUGAUUGGGAAGUUCCAUUCAUUUUCCAACACCGCAAGGACUACAUGAUUCACGCCAUCAAGGAGAUGGAUCAUGGUGCCGACCCUGCCGAUGAGUCUGCUCAAUACAGCCUUCGUGCGGAAAAGCUUCUUAACAUGACUGAUCUAUGGGAUAUCUUCGAUGCCGACCUUAAAUUCCGUGCUUUGGUCGACAAGCGCAAUACGAUCCAAAAAUCCUAUCAGAGUUUGCAGAGUCUGUUCAACGUGAAUGACUCUAACGUGGAGGAACUACUGGCCGCAGCCAUUACCAUGGAAGAGCUUCAAGAUGUGCAGGACUAUAUUCAUUUCCAAUACUCUUCACAGCUUCGCGAUUUGGCACAAGUGAAUGGCGAGACCAAUGGAGAGACACAGCGCCGCAAAACCACCGGAAAAUCCUUCUUUGAGCGAGUUCGCAAUGGUAAGGCUUAUGGUCUGGUGAAGGCCUUCGGCGUCACAGCCGAUGCAUUUGCUACGAACGCUUCCAAGGAAGGGCGCCGGCAGUACACCGAAGACCCCAGCGAACAGCCUGAGGAGUUGGCCGAUCAAUUUGUCGACAAUGACUUUUCCAGCAGCUCCCACGUCCUCAAGGCCGCUAAAUCUAUGUUUGCUGAAGAGCUGGCCCUCAGCCCCAAGAUGCGCAAGGUGAUGCGCCGAGCAUAUUACAUGAAUGGUCUGAUUGAUUGUUUCCGCACAGAAAAAGGUCUGCGCCGCAUCGAUGAGCAGCACCCUUAUGCGGAAUUCAAAUACCUACGCAACCAACAGAUUCCUGAUAUCGCCCGCCGCCCCGAGAUGUUCUUGCGUAUGCUGAAGGCCGAGGAAGAAGGCCUUGUUGAUGUCAAGGUCCGGUUCGAGAACUUCGACCAAUUCCGUUCACGUCUGUACGCCGAUAUUGAGUCAGACAACUACAGUGAGAUCGCCGACGCGUGGAAUCGUGUUCGCCGCGAUGCACUGGACUUGGCCCUCGGCAAACUUGAGAAAUUGAUCAACCGCAGUGUGAAAGAGCACAUUCGACAGGAAUGUGAAAAUUCCGUCGCCAGGGAAUGUCGUGAGGCUUUCUCCCAGCGACUGGAUCAGGCUGCCUACAAACCCAAGGGCAUGGUGCUGGGCACAGUGCCCCGCGUUCUCACCCUGUCUACUGGAUCUGGACAGGUUGGCCGGGAUCCCAUUCAUUGGGCCUACACAGAAGAAGAUGGCCGCGUGCUCGAGAAUGGCAAAUUUGUGGAUCUCUCAGUAGGCGACCAGAACCGUGGUAUUCCAGACGGUGACGGUGUGGCCGACUUUAUGAGAGUGGUCAAUCGCCGCCACCCGGAUGUCAUUGGUGUUUCAGGCAUGACACCAGACACUCGCCGUCUUUACAAGCUAGUGUCUGAGCUUGUUGAACUCAAGGACGUGCGCACUGCUACCUAUACAAAUGAGGAUGACGACGAAAUCAGUGACCCCUUGGACGUGGUCAUCGUUAACGACGAGGUUGCUCGAUUGUAUCACAACAGCCCUCGCGCCAGACGCGAUAAUCCAGGCUUCGGACCUCUGACCCACUACUGUGUGGCUCUCGCCCGCUACCUCCAAAGCCCACUCAAGGAAUAUGCCUCUCUGGGCCGUGAUAUUGUCUCCAUACAAUUUAAACCCGGCCAGCAGCUUGUUUCUCAAGACUUAAUCCUCAAGCAGCUCGAGUCUGCUCUGGUGGAUAUGGUUAAUCUGGUUGGCGUUGAUCUCAACGAAGCAGUGGCCGACACAGCAACAGCCAAUCUUUUACCAUAUGUUUGCGGUCUUGGUCCUCGCAAGGCCGCUCACUUGCUCAAGAUCGUCAACAUGAACGGUGGUGUCGUUAACAACCGGGUGGAAUUGCUUGGUGUCAACGCGCAAUACCCUGCUAUGGGAGUGAAGGUCUGGAACAACUGCGCCAGUUUUGUCUAUAUCGACUAUGAGAACGCCGACCCAGAUGCCGACCCGCUGGACAAUACUCGUGUACAUCCCGAAGACUAUGACAUUGCUCGCAAGAUGGCCGCUGAUGCCCUCGAAUUGGACGAGGAAGACAUCAAGGCCGAGACUGACGAGAACGGUACUGGAGCUAUCAUGCGGAAACUGUUCCGUGAAGAAGCACAGGAUCGUGUCAACGAUUUGAUCUUGGAGGAAUACGCCGAGCAGCUCGAGAGAAACCUGAACCAGCGCAAGCGUGCUACUCUUGAGACAAUUCGAGCGGAGUUGCAAAGUCCGUAUGAAGAAUUGCGCAAGAUGUUUGUUUUCCUCAGCACUGAUGACAUCUUCACAAUGCUCACUGGCGAGACACCUGACUCGCUCACCCCUGGCAUGGUUGUACCAAUUGCCAUCAAGCGUGUGUUUGACGAUCACAUCGAGGCUAAACUGGACUGCGGAGUUGAUGUCCUUGUCUCCGAGACUGAUCUUGGUGUUCCCGAUCAUAUCCCUGUCCGUAAUGUCUACUCCGUUCACCAAGCUGUUCAAGCAAAGAUUACCCACCUGAACCGCAAGACUUUCUCCUGCAAUGUGUCCUUGCGCGAGGAUCAAGUCAGCCAUCCAAUCCGCCCACACCAGGAGCACGGCAACGGCGAUUGGGAUGAAAUGCAAGAACGCAAUGACAAACAGUCACUGCAAGAAAAGACGGAGCGUGGCAGCCAAGCUAUGCGUGUUAUCAAGCACCCGCUCUUCCGGCCUUUUAACUCUACCCAGGCCGAGGAGUUCCUGGGGGCUCAGGCCCUUGGCGACGUUGUGAUCCGCCCGUCCUCCCGGGGCCACGACCAUCUUGCAGUCACCUGGAAGGUGGCAGCCGGUGUAUACCAACACAUUGACGUUCUCGAGUUAGACAAGGAGAAUGAGUUCUCAGUUGGCCGUGUCCUCAAGGUCGGCGGUCGGUAUACCUACAGCGAUCUUGACGAACUGAUUGUCAACCAUGUCAAGGCGAUGGCCAAGAAGGUGGAAGAGAUGGUCCACCACGAGAAAUUCCAGUCAGGAAGCAAGACCGAGACGGACCAAUGGCUCGAAACCUACACCAAGGCCAACCCCCGCCGCUCGGCAUAUGCCUUCUGCAUCAACGCCAAGUACCCUGGCUACUUUUUCCUUUGUUUCAAGGCAGGCGAACACGCUCGACUUCAGAAUUGGCCGGUGAAGGUGAUUCCACAGGGCUACGAACUACAGAAGAACCCUUACCCCGACAUGCAAGCUCUGUGCAACGGCUUCAAGCUGAUGUUCCAGAACAUGAGCAAGGGCAACCGGAGAUGA
This is a messenger RNA of Penicillium antarcticum, 4245 nucleotides long. It is a transcript of the gene spt6, whose product is annotated as chromatin-remodeling histone chaperone SPT6. Lineage: Eukaryota; Fungi; Ascomycota; Eurotiomycetes; Eurotiales; Aspergillaceae. The record is from RefSeq and is a predicted model, not a curated record. The transcript has 4 exons. Gene Ontology annotation, biological process: transcription elongation by RNA polymerase II; mRNA transcription by RNA polymerase II; transcription elongation-coupled chromatin remodeling. The coding region runs from base 1 to 4245 and encodes 1414 amino acids. Gene Ontology annotation, molecular function: nucleosome binding; DNA binding; histone binding. Gene Ontology annotation, cellular component: transcription elongation factor complex.